AUGUGUGAUCAGAGAGGGAGCUCUUAUGGAGGAGAAGGUGUGGAUCGAAGGAAUGGUGAGGUCAGCAAGAAGGAGGUAGCCCCUGAAGAAAAUGAAAGGAAAAAGAGGCGAUGGGAAAGGAAUAAGAUUGCAGCCGCCAAGUGCCGGAAUAAGAAGAAGGAGAAGACGAAUGCCUGCAGAAAGCAGCGCCCCCAGACCACCCCCUCCCCACUGGCCCUUGGCUCCAUUGCGAUGGCCUCUGUUGCUUGUCCCCAGGAGUCGGAGAAGCUGGAGAGUGUGAACGCCGAACUGAAGGCCCAAAUCGAGGAGCUCAAGAAUGAGAAGCAGCAUUUGAUACACAUGCUCAACCUUCACCGGCCCACGUGCAUCGUCCGGGCUCAGAACAGGCGGACUCCAGAAGAUGAGAGAAACCUCUUUAUCCAACAGAUAAAAGAAGGGACAUUGUAG
This is a messenger RNA of Cynocephalus volans (Philippine flying lemur), 447 nucleotides long. RefSeq names its product cyclic AMP-dependent transcription factor ATF-3-like. Gene Ontology annotation, molecular function: RNA polymerase II cis-regulatory region sequence-specific DNA binding; DNA-binding transcription factor activity, RNA polymerase II-specific. Bases 1 to 447 code for a protein of 148 amino acids. Lineage: Eukaryota; Metazoa; Chordata; Mammalia; Dermoptera; Cynocephalidae. The transcript has 3 exons. The record is from RefSeq and is a predicted model, not a curated record. Gene Ontology annotation, cellular component: nucleus. Gene Ontology annotation, biological process: regulation of transcription by RNA polymerase II.